AUGGCUCCCCAAAUGUCAUUGUCGCUUUCUGAUGGUGCUCUGAAGAUUGUCGAUGCUGAUGAGGAAUCAGGUUUCACCUUCUUCGGUUCCUCCUUUAUUGAAACUGGGUUCAGUAUUGAAGAGUUAAGAUGGAAAUUCUAUGAAAAAAGUGCUGCUGUUGGACCACCGCUUUCUGUCGAGAUCUCAAACUCUCCUCCUUUGGCUAUAGUCGGCCCUCAUCCUCACUCCGAUCGUUGGUCUUCUCCUCUAAUAGCGGACCAGGUUUUUUUUUUUGGGAAAGAUUCCCCUGAAAUCGUCAAACAACCUCCUACCUUGUUCCCUCCUAGCAUUGGGAAUGGCGAAUGUCCUAAUAAGGAAAGUCAAUCAAUACUCGAUGAGGGCAAUCCAUCUCUUUCCCCUGCUGAAGACCCCACAUGCAUUAAUUGCCCUCCAAUUGCAAGAAACAAAGCAUUUAUUCAUGUGUGUCUCCCCUUGAUACUCCAUCUUUACACGUGCUUGUGCCUAAACCCUUCCUUGUCUGUUUUCUAUGUCGAUUCUUCUAUCACUCAAAAUUCAGAUGAUUCAAUGGAUGAUAUUGGUGAGAUUCCAAUUCUAUUGGAAUGGAAUCAUGAAUUCCAAUUUUGUUGGAAUGGAAUCAUGAAUUAUAAUUCUGUUGGAAUGGAGUAUGGAUAUUUUCUCACUGAUUUAUGCAUGUUCUACAAUUAUUGGUUAUUGGUUUUGGUGCAAUUCACAAUUCCACAUAGUUUUCCAAAGGAAUUUAGUUUUUUAUUUUUCAUGUGCUAA
Messenger RNA from Lactuca saligna, 783 nucleotides. NCBI's taxonomy places the organism in Eukaryota, Viridiplantae, Streptophyta, Magnoliopsida, Asterales, Asteraceae. The record is from the annotation of a GenBank genome assembly.